AUGGCAAGCUCUUGUUGUAAUUGGAAAAAAGAUCCCGGGCCACUAUUCAGCAGAGAUGCGGCCUCGGUAACGAGAGAGUCUUGCUGUUGGAGAUACACAAUCGGGGCUGAGACACGUGUGUGGAGCUUAUGUGGUCUCUCAUCCGCGAAUGAUACCAUGGCCGUUGGUAACAAAACAGGAUUCAACAGAACGGUGCUUACGUUUCCAAUGACAAACGUCUUUUUUAUAUAAUAACUUCUUGUGUUGUUUCUAGACGCUUUGUUAACACAACACACGUGAUUCACACGAAACGUGAGAAUAACAAAAGUUGUAGUAGAAAUACUAUUAGAAAUCAA
Molecule: messenger RNA, 335 nt
Organism: Raphanus sativus (radish)
Lineage: Eukaryota; Viridiplantae; Streptophyta; Magnoliopsida; Brassicales; Brassicaceae
Source: RefSeq, a predicted model, not a curated record